AUUUGUGUGCCAAUAUGAAUGCAGCUCCUACAAUGUCACAGAGGUCUUGGAUUGACGACACCUUCUGCAAGAGAGAGUGUAUUAAAUUCAUCCCAGCAUGUGGAGACAUACACAGAUGCUGCUGCGGACGUCUGGUAGGGGAGCACACCUGGCUGGAGACUGGCCCCUUCAUGUCCCACUGGCCUGGGCCCCAGGCAGUGCAAGAAGAGAGGUGGUCAGUGGAGUGUCACACACAAGCCAGUGCCACCGAUGCCUACGGAACCAUUGACUUCCAGGACAGCGCUGACCGUAACUGCCAUGCCAAGUACGUUCGUGUUGCGGUCGACACAAAGGCUGAGGCUCUGCUGCAGCUGAUGCUGAGGGAGUGGCAGAUGGAACGGCCUAAACUACUGCUGACGGUCCACGGGGGAGCAGAGAACUUCCCUCUCCCCCUCAAGGUUAGACAGGCCUUCAGCAAAGGCCUGAUAACUGCAGCCCAGAGCACUGGAGCUUGGAUAUUCACAGACGGCAUCAACACAGGUGUGUCCCUGUAUGUAGGGGAGGCUGUGAAAGCAUACGGCACCAAUGGCCGCAGGAAGAGGAACGCUGUAGGGGUCACGCCCUGGGGCGUAAUUGACAACCACGGUGACCUUAUAGGGAGAGAUGUGCUCAGGCCUUACCAGCCCCUGAGAAGCCCCUUGAGCAAAACUGUGUGUUUGAACAGCCUGCACUCCCACUUCCUGUUAGUGGACGAUGGAACUCUGGGGAAACAUGGCUGCCAGCUGGGACUCAGGAGGAAGCUGGAGAGACACAUUCAACUGCAGAAGAUCCAUCCUAGGGUUAACCAGGGUGUGCCAGUGGUGUGUGUGGUGGUGGAGGGCGGCCCUGACAUUGUGUCCAUGGUGUUGGACUAUGUGAGCAGUGUGCCCCCCGUGCCUGUGUUCGUCUUCGAGGGAUCAGGCCGGUCGGCUGACUUGCUGGCAUUCUUGCACAAACAGACCGCUAUGGAUAGGCAGCUGGACACAGACAUCAAGGAGGACUUCCUUCUGAGGAUAGGGGGCAUGUUUGGUCUGGAGAGAGCAGACGUCAACCAGCUCUACAACCUUCUGAUGGAGUGUAUGGACUACAGACAGUCUAUCACAAUCUUCGACUCGGAAUCCGAAGAUCAACAGGAGGCAGACUGCGCCAUUUUGAUGGCCACACUGAAAGGUACCAAGUCAUCUCCAGCGGAGCAGCUCGGUACGGCUCUGGCUUGGGACAGAGCAGACGUGGCUAACAAACACAUCCAAGUGUACGGCCAGUACUGGCAGGUUGGCUCGUUGGAGCAGGCCAUGCUGGAUGCUCUCAUCAUGGACCGGGUUGGCUUUGUCAAACUGUUGAUCGACAACGGUAUGACCAUGAACCGCUUCCUGACCGUUUCACGUCUGGAAGAGCUCUAUAACACGCAACAGGGACCAACAGACAAUUUCCUCCAUCACCUUGUGGAAGAUGUGAAACAGAACCAUAUACCCAAAGGAUACAGAGUCUCCCUCAUAGACGUGGGGCAGGUGAUUGAGUAUCUGAUAGGAGGAGCCUAUCGGAGCACAUACACACGGAAACACUUCCGGGCCUACUAUAACCACUUACAUACCCACUGCAUGGACACUGGACUGGACAGGAUAGUUCAGGACCCCGGACCAAACAGGGAAGCCUGCACCCUUCACCCACCCCAAAGCCCUAACAACAGUCCGCCAUGCAAACCUGUCUUCCACACUGCUCAGCCCUACAAACGCAAGGAGAGAUCCAUGGUCCCCAGGGACCCGAAGGAAGCCCAGCAGCAGAGCUCCAAGCUGGGCGACUCUUCUCUGGUAGUGUUCAACUUCAACGACCUGUUUGUUUGGGCCGUGCUGCAGAGGCGCCAGCAGAUGGCGCUGUUCCUGUGGCAGCAUGGGGAGGAGGCCAUGGUCCGAGCUACUGUGGCUUGUAAGCUGUACCGCGCCAUGGCCCACGAGGCUAAGCAAAGCAACAUGGAUGACACCACAGCGGAGCAACUCAAAACCUACUCGCUGGACUUUGGUCAACUGGCUGUAGACGUGCUGGACAAUGCCUUCAGGCAGAACGAGCGCAUGGCCAUGAAGUUGCUGACCUCGGAGAUGGAGGCCUGGAGCCACUUCACCUGCCUGCAGAUGGCCGUGUCCUCCCGGCUCCGCCCCUUCGUCUCCCACUCCUGCACCCAGAUGCUGCUCACUGACCUGUGGACCGGCCGCCUCAACAUGAGGAAGAACUCCUGGUUCAAAAUCAUCCUGAGCAUCCUCAUGCCCCCUGCCAUCCUGCUACUAGACUUUAAGAGCCAGGCGGAAAUGUCCCAUGUGCCCCAGUCCCAGGAGGCUUUGCAGUUUAUUUGGGACACGGGGAGACCAGAGGCAGCCCAGGAGGGGCAUACAGUAACUAAGGAGGGCCAGGAUGUGGAGAAGGGGUCAGCAUGCUGGGAGAGGAUCUCAGACCCCGAAGCUGACACAGUCAUACCCGUUACCACCCUGUGUCUCUUCUGGACCAGGAGGCUGUACGAGUUCUACAACACUCCGGUCGUCAAGUUCAUGUUCCACACGAUGUCUUACCUGGCCUUUCUCAUGCUGUUCUCCUACACUGUUCUGGUGAAGAUGGAGGACCGGCCCAGCACUCAGGAGUGGCUGGUCAUUGUCUAUAUUGUAUCCACCGCGGUGGAGAAAAUAAGAGAGGUGUUCAUGUCGGAGCCGAGGAAGCCCAGUCAGAAGCUGAAGGUGUGGUUCGGAGAGUACUGGAACGUGUCUGACUUCCUGGCCAUCCUCCUCUUCCUGGUGGGGCUGGCACUGCGCUGGCACAGCGGGUCCUACCGGACAGCAGGUCGGAUCACCUACUGCCUGGACAUCAUCUUCUGGUAUGUCCGGAUGCUGGACCUGCUAGCGGUCAACCAGCACGCUGGACACUACCUCACCAUGAUCACCAAGAUGACCAGUAACAUGUUUUACAUUGUGGUCAUGAUGGCCAUCGUGCUGCUGAGUUUCGGGGUGUCCAGGAAGGCCAUCUUGUCUCCAGAUGAAGCUCCGUCAUGGAGCCUGCUCAGAGAUGUGGUCAACCAGCCGUACUGGAUGAUGUUUGGAGAAGGGUACCCCGAUGAAAUAGACGCCUGUGCAGAAGGCAAGCCGUGUGCCCCCGGGGCUUUCCUCCACCCUUUCCUCCAGGCCGUCUACCUCUUCUUCCAGUACCUCAUCAUGGUCAACGUCCUCCUUGCCCUUCUCAACAAUGUCUACUUUAAAAUGAAGUCCACGUCCAAAAAGCUGUGGAUGUACAACCGUUACCGUUACAUUAUGACCUAUCAGGAGAAGCCGUGGCUGCCCCCGCCCCUCAUCAGCCUGAGUCACGUGACCCUGUGUGUGACCGCCAUUUACCGGAAACACAGGGGCUUGUCUGAGAAGGAGAGGGACUCCUGUCGGCUUAAGCUUUACCUCGGCCGAGAGGAGCUGAAGAGGCUUCAUGAGUUUGAGGAUAGGUGUGUGAUAGCUUAUUUCCACGAGAAAAAACAAGAUGUUCUCUGCAGCCAGAUCCACAGGAUCCAAGCCACUGCAGAAAGGGCUGAGGAGAUGGGUGUAGUUAUUGGUGAGGUAUCUGAAAGGGUCCAUUUCAUCCAGGACAGCCUGCAGGUGCUGGACAGCCAGCUGGGCCAGCUGCAGGUCCUGUCCGCCCUGGCCGUGGACACCCUCACCCUACUGUCGGCCUCUGACAGCCUGCAGCAGAAGGAAGCCCACCUGGGAUACUGCCGGCCGAUUGCCCACUCCCAUCACUACUCACCCAACAGCUGUACCCUCCCCCACAUUGACAUCACGCCCUGCCACACACCCAAGGCCUACCACAGCACCCCACCCUCCCUGCUGUGGGGCCUCACCUCCCUCAGCCACCGUCCGCCACUGGAGUGGCACCCGGGAACAUGGGGGGACGGUGGUCGUGAGGGGUGGGGGGCUGGCGAGACAAAAGAGGAAGAGAAGGUACAGAGUAUCAUGGUGCAUCACAGUGGUGAGGUAUGGCCGGUUGAUUAUGGCUUUGGCCCCCAUGACUCUCUCCCUCACCUGGGCGGUGCAGGGCACAGAGACAAGACACCCUGUGAGUCGUGCGGGCCUUCCCACUGUGGCUCUCCCCUGCACCCCUGGACCUGGGCUGUAGAGGGUUCUCUGGAACCUCCUCACUGCAAACCCUGGGCCUACUAUGACCCUGAGAUGUCCAUGGAGGAGGACAAAGAGGGGGAGGUUGGGCAGCCCUUUAAUGUGGAUGUGUCGAGGGCCUCUAGCCAUGACUUUCUGUUGUUGGACCCCCAGGACGAGAGAGGCUGUGGGGCCAUGGGUUUGGUGAACCCUUCCUUCUGUAAGGAUGACGACCCUGGGGCAGCUAGCCCCAGACUGGGCCAGUGGGGCAGGAAGUGUCCUCGUCGGUGGACAUGUCUGUCCAGGGACCAGCCGCAUAGACACAGGCGCUCUCCUUCCUCUAGCAUGGAGAACAUGGCUCUAUCUAAUCCCUCCCUGAGGCCAUUACAAGCCUCUUUCCCCGCCCUCGACUGCCUAUCAGGGGAGCGGAGCUUCACAGCUGACAUACCCCUUGGCUGCAGUAAAAGCAGAGAGUGGUCCAAGUCGUCUGACCUGGCGAUGACCUCAGGGAGCAGAGAGAGGUGUCAGGCCAGGAAGACAGUCAAGAUUUUGGAGGGGAGUUCUUCAGAUGCUGUGGACUCUUACCUUUCUGACGUGUGCAGGAAGAGGAGGCGCAGGGGAGGAGAGCCUGUGUGCUGGUCUGCAUCUGCUAGCCUCAACAAGUUCAAUUUGGAACCCCUGGAUACUUUGCAGAAAGAGCAUUUUUCACGUCAGGAUUCUAGUCAGUCCGUGUGGACCAGCUGGGUCCGCUCUGUCAGCCGCAGGUCCCUCUCUGUCAGCCGCAGGUCCUCAGUGCAGGGUGGGAUCACACCUGAAGGUAGGCAACCUGACUCAUGUCUAGAUAAAUUGCUUGUAUAUAAAAAUGUAUAUAUUCGUUUUCACUCUCAUUCUUUUUCUCAUCUUUCCCCUCUUCUAGAAUAUUCAACUCUGUGUUUGUCUGUUACAUUUCAAUCGAUGGAAGACCUGGACCCACACUACUCAGCCAUGGAAAAGAACAACCUGAUGAGGCUUGCUCACACCAUACCUUUCACACCUGGCUCCAUAAUGACGGGAGAGGAGGUGAGUGUCUACUCCCUGGAGGAGGUAGAAGCUGCAGGUGCGGAGUCCUCCGUAAUCUCCUGGUCGCCCCGGGGGCUGUCUGCAGUGCUGCAGCCGCUGUCCAGCGAGGGCUGUCUAGAUGGGGCCCUGCGCAGGGCCAUGCGCGUGUUGUGUACCUGGGCCGAGGGGGACAUCCUGAGUGUGGGCUGUGUGUACGUGGUCAAAGCCUUCCAGCCCAAGGUGAUCCGAACCUGGCAGAGGGUCUUCCACAGCGACACCCCCCUCCAACUCUGUCUGCGGGAGAUACAGCAACAGAGAGCUGCUCAGAAACUCAUGCACGUGUUCAACCAAGUCAAACCAGAAAAUGUGCCCCUUUCUCCCAGGUUCCUGGAUGUGUCUCUUCUUCACUGUCACUCAGACGGACAGUGGUUGACCAUAGAGAGGAACAUGUUGGGUGACUUCAGGAAGUACAACAAUAACACCGGAGAGGAGAUCACCCCCUGCUGUGGAAUGGAGGAAACGCUCCUGGCCUUCUCCCACUGGACCUACCAAUACUCCUGUAGAGAACUACUGGUGCUGGACAUACAGGGAGUGGGGUCGGAGCUUACAGACCCAUCGGUCAUCCGAGCGGACGACAAAAGCUUGACUGGUGACAUGGUGUUUGGUCCUGCUAACCUGGGAGACACUGCCAUCCAGAGCUUUGUCCUCAAACACACCUGCAACUCCUGCUGCAAGAACCUUGGACUCUUGGAUUUGAAGAGGAGCACAGACAGCUGCGGGAAAACAGAACACAGAUCUUCUGAAGAGGAAAGUGGAGUGAUCGUGACCAGAGUGUAACCUCUGACUUGAAAGCAGAAGUCCGCCAUCCUAACCUCUGGUUCAGGUGGGAUGAAGUUGCCAUUAAAGCAUAAAGACACUGAUCAGUUUAGUUUCUUUCUCCCGAAAUGGUUAUGGAUAGGAAUAGGGAACGCUUACUUGAUCCAGAGGUGUGCUUAAGGGAAACUUCUACCAUGAAUAAAAGCACUCACUUGGGGCUUUGAAUGGAUAGUGUACAUUGCAUAACGUCAUGUGGACUACCUCUUGUGUUAGAUGGCUGGUAGGGCUUUGGUUUUAAAAAUGAUUAACAUUGCACUAGUCUCAACAGCAAGCCAGAUGCCGUAGUCUUGCAUUCGUUCCAGCUAUGGCGUGCAUAGUGGAGGGAGGCCAAGGCAAAUACAUUUUAUGUACAUACACUCCCCGCCGUAUUUAUUUGGACAGUGAAGUGAAAUUUGGCUCUAUACUCCAGCAUUUUGGAUUUGAGAUCAAAUGUUUCAUACGAGGCGACGGUACAGAAUGUCACCUUUUAUUUGAGGGUAUUUUCAUACAUACUUGUUUUGCCGUUUAGAAAUUAAAGCACUUUAUGUACAGUGCCUUGCGAAAGUAUUCGGCCCCCUUGAACUUUGCGACCUUUUGCCACAUUUCAGGCU
Messenger RNA from Oncorhynchus mykiss (rainbow trout), 6637 nucleotides. The record is from RefSeq and is a predicted model, not a curated record. Lineage: Eukaryota; Metazoa; Chordata; Actinopteri; Salmoniformes; Salmonidae.